AUGGCAUUACGUAUCGUAAUAUAUAUAUAUAUAUAUAUAUCUAUCUGUUUUGAUACAUAUCGUCAUAAAAAUAACAGAUAAAGCAUUCUUUACGUUUCAAAUAUAGUCAUAUAAACUUUAUAAUGGCACUUGUUUCCAAUAUAAUUUCAUCCAUUACGCAAAAUUUUACUAAAUUUGGAUUAAAUUCAAAGUCUAUUAAUUGGGUAUCAUGCAUCAGGUAUGCAUCAAAGAAAGCUGGCAGCUGUACGAAAAACAAAAYUAUUAAAACAAAACCAAAGCGUAGAGGUAUGCGUGUGAGCGAUGGUGCGUUUGUACAGGCAGGAACAAUGCUCGCUACUCAAUUGAGACCUAGAUUUCAUCCUGGACUAAAUGUUGGUUGUGGAAAAAAUGGAACAUUGUUUGCUAUGRAGGCAGGAAAYGUGAUGGUAACUUGUGAGAAGGUUAAUCUCAAUUGGGAUCGUCCUUGGGUGAAAAUAAAUUAUGCGAAUCGGGAAGGACAAACUAUUUAUAAGAAACAUUUCAAUGUAAUACCCAAACCUCAGCACAAUCGUUUUAGACUAAUCAACACCAUUUAKAUUUGAGAGUUUAGUUGAGUCAUUUUUGUAGGACAUUUAUUUUAAUGCGAAGACAUCUAAAGUAAAUAGUGCAAUUAUUUCAUAUUUUUUUAUGCUUAAAAAUUAUAAUCAACAAAURUUUAAUGUGAUAGAGAAAUUUACUUKACAUGAUAAUACGAGUAUUAAUUAAGACUUUUACGUAAUCACUAUCUGCUUUCAAAUCUAUUAUUUUCAGCCCACUUAAAUGAUUGAUAUUUUACACUUUUUCCAUCUUCGGAGAAGGUAGCAAAAACUUGUACUUUUCUAACAUGACUUGCUGUACGAYAUUGYCCAACAAGUUCUGUAAUUGGUAUUUCCUCGCUUCUGUUUUUGCACUGUAUUAUAAAUUGAGAAUGGAACAUAAUAGGAUCACCUGUGAACAUAUAUAUGUAUAAGAAUUAUAGAUUUACGUGAAGAGCUCUUUCCGAUGGCAUUAAUAGGAAAAAUGAUUAAUAAAUUUGGUCAUAUAAUUAUAAUAUCA
This is a messenger RNA of Polistes canadensis, 1074 nucleotides long. It is a transcript of the gene mRpL27, whose product is annotated as 50S ribosomal protein L27. Gene Ontology annotation, biological process: translation. Gene Ontology annotation, cellular component: mitochondrial large ribosomal subunit; ribosome. Lineage: Eukaryota; Metazoa; Arthropoda; Insecta; Hymenoptera; Vespidae. The record is from RefSeq and is a predicted model, not a curated record. The transcript has 3 exons. Gene Ontology annotation, molecular function: structural constituent of ribosome. The coding region runs from base 123 to 581 and encodes 152 amino acids.